Messenger RNA from Hippocampus comes (tiger tail seahorse), 3553 nucleotides. Its product is annotated as P2Y purinoceptor 4. The coding region runs from base 670 to 1587 and encodes 305 amino acids. Gene Ontology annotation, cellular component: plasma membrane. The transcript has 3 exons. Gene Ontology annotation, molecular function: G protein-coupled UTP receptor activity. Gene Ontology annotation, biological process: G protein-coupled receptor signaling pathway. The record is from RefSeq and is a predicted model, not a curated record. Lineage: Eukaryota; Metazoa; Chordata; Actinopteri; Syngnathiformes; Syngnathidae.
AUUGUAUAUAUAUAUUUUUUUUGUGUGUUAUUUUUUUGUCUGGCUGCAAAAUAAGACGACACUACCGUUUCCCCACAUUAACUCUCAACAUAUUCCCGGUGUGACAGUGACUGUGUGCAUUUUGCUGCUGUAGUUACUGAUUAAGGCACAUCCAAACAAAUCUUGUCUGUUUACUGACAUCCAGCUGCUUUGUCCAUGAAGUCAUCACCUGGACGGGAUUUUAUUUUAUUUGGCAGCACAUACACUGAAGUGGAAAAACACAUUACAAAAAAAAUAUUUCCUCACAUCUCUGUUUUUGUGAACCAGUGCAUCACUGUAUACACUGAACAGACACUUGAGUAGGUACACUCGCACAUCCUACAGCCUCCAAUCUGUCUUUACAUAGAUAAUAGAGCUCAAUUUUGGUUGACCUUUAUGCUUGUCGUCAUCUCAGCCAGACCUGUGAACUUCUACCCCCGACUUUGCACGGAACAGUGAUCGGGGCGGGAAUAAAAAAAGAAAAAAGAUUAUGCCGAGGAGCACCACAGGGCGCCUGUGGGGGUCCCCAGUCAUCAUCCCAAGUGGAGAGGACUUCGUGAUAAGCACGCAUCCCGAAUUCGGCAGGGCCUCCUCAUCCUCUGAUGUUUCCUUCAACACCUCCUGACUGGAUGCGGGAGACCAGCGGUCACCAUGGCAACGGCGGCAUCCAUCCCUGUGGCGUUCAACCAGUCUGUGACGUUCACAUCUAUCUUCAACGCCAGCUGCCGCUUUGACGAGGAGUUCAAGUACAUCCUGCUACCCGUCUCCUACACGCUGGUCUUCGUGGCGGGCUUGGUGCUCAACGCCACCGCACUGUGGACCUUUGUCAAGAUGCGUCCGUGGAACCCCAACGCCAUCUUCAUGUUCCACCUGGCGCUCUCCGACUUCCUGUAUGUGCUGUCGCUGCCCACGCUCAUUUACUACUACGCCAACCGCAGCCACUGGCCCUUUGGCGUGGCGGCGUGCAAAAUAGUGCGCUUCCUCUUCUACGCCAACCUCUACUGCAGCAUCCUGUUGCUCACCUGCAUCAGCUUGCACCGCUACAUGGGUAUCUGCCACCCCAUCAAGGCACUCAGCCUGAUCACCGUCAUGGUGCUUCUGUUUGGCGUGCCCUUCUUGGUCAUCGUGGCGUGCUACUGUAAGAUGGCGCACACCCUGUGCCGGCCCAGACGGGGCUUGUCGGCCAACCCGGCGUCGCGGCAGAAGUCCGUCAAGCUCAUCGUGGUGGUGCUGAUCGUCUUCGCCAUCAGCUUCGUGCCCUUCCACGUCACACGCACUAUCUAUUACGCUGCCCGCGUGCUGGAGCUGGAUUGCCACACCCUCAACAUCGUAAACUUCACCUACAAAAUCACCAGGCCGCUCGCCAGCGUCAACAGCUGCAUCGACCCCAUUUUGUACUUUCUGGCCGGUGACCACUACCGUGCCAAGCUGCUCUCUGUGCUGACAGGGAGAAGGCAGGCCAACAGGAGCCAAACAUUCACUCAGGCUCCGGCCAAUAAGAACACAAGCAUCGCUCUGGUCUACAAGAGCUUGGACCUAAAAGUCAACAGCGAAGCGCAGAAGUUGUAGAAAUCGUUUUUUUUGGUUUGCACUGACAGCGGAGUAAAUUCUGCGACUGGCUGGUGGCAAUCCCAGAGUGUACCCUGUGUAUCCCUUGACAUUAACUUGAAUAGACUGCAAGGACGAACUGGAAAAAACAGACUUCAGACACGAGGAUUGGAUUCAAAUCCUGGCUGAACGCUAACAUCCAUAUGGGACACUUGGCAAGAACCUUGACACCAUAUGCGGAUUCCUGGCCACUGCCGGUCCCAAGCCUCGAUAAAAAUGGUUGGGUUGCAUCAGGAAGGGCACCUGGUGUCAAAAGUGGGCCAAACCAUAUGCGAGUGACUUACUCUGUUAACCUCUGUCAGGUUGCUUCUUCUUUGAAUAAAAUUGGUAUUAUAUUUUUAACCAAAGUUAUGCUCAUAACUUGGUAACCUCUUUCUUGGUAACUUUAACUCAUCAGUGCAGGUAGUUGUACCCCUUGUUGAAUCAAAAUGUUGACCGACUGUACUGAGUCAAUGUGCUGGGUAUGAAAUUCCAUUGGCUUGAUUCCUUUUGGAUCCAGGACUGGGUUGGAUAUUUCAUCCAAUCUGGGUUGUUUUAACCCAGGAGUUUUAAGCGUGCACCAUUUCAAUUUUUCCUGAUUUUUGGAGCUGUGCUAAAUUGGGCCACGUGACACAACUGAGUCCAAGCAUGAGUGAACCCUCCGAUACCAAAACUUGAGCGCCCUCGUACGCAUCAGUGGUUGUCCAGCACAAUUGCGGUUUGCUCGCUACCUUUGACUUGCUACCUGCAAGUCAAAGGUACGUCUUCCCUUCAGAUCGUCUGCUGGCGUCGGUGCGUUAGAGCAUCUCAUUGUUGGCUGAGUUUGUGCACGUCAAAGAGACAAAAGCAGAACAGCGAGGAUGGUGGGGAGGGGAAUAGUCCAUUUAUGACAGUAUGGACCAGGGCUUUGCACUUGCGUGGUUGCUCUGCAGUGACUCAUUAUCACGCUGAAGCAUUGAUUUAUCUUCCAGCCACUGAGGCUUUAAAGGGUCUUAUUUUCGCGGUUCAAAUGGAGUUAUAUGAAGGCUUAAGAAUUUUCCACUUCGCAUCAGUGGCAUUUUACUGACAGUUGAUAGUUAAGCAUGAUGUGGUUUCAUGCAUUCAUUGCAAAGCAUUUGAGAGCAGAGACAAUGACUUUGAUUUUUCACAAUUUUGAAGCUUAAUUAAAAAAAAAAAUGACAGUGUUUUAAAUCAUUCAAGUUUGGUGGAGUUGCUAACAAUACUCUUCUCUGCUUUGUGUUAAAUUGUCAAGACAUGUUCAUUUUCACUUUACAGUGACCUUAGCAAAACAUAACGAAGAAGUAAAAUUCCCAACCUCAUGUAGCUCAAAAUAGUAACUAACACACUAUCUUGAGCAGUGCAUGUCUACAACCGCAAUUUUAAGCAUGCUGUUCAUUGAAUUGCCCCCUGACUGUAUCAAAAUAUGGAUACCCUUGUAAUGACAUCCUUUUUGUUUGGGAAACAUAUUUUGAAGGUGUCCCUACUGUUGUGACCUGUGAACUGCAUAGAACGCCUGCCACGCAGGUGCCAGCUGUUUUUGUCUUUCACUUUGACAUCUGUUAAUUUCCUUUCUCAACGAGGGGCGCAAACAGGGAGUGGAACGUUAAGUAUCUGGAAAUGACUCCUCCAAACCUCCUACACACGAUUCCUCUAUUAGCUUUGGGACUUGGAAAGUGGUGUUGAAACUUUUGUCAGUAUUCAGCCAAUACGUACCUUCUCGUCUUGAUUUGAUCACAUUAAAUUACACAAAUACAGUAUGCAUCUUGUUGUGGUCUUGGCUGUGUUAUGAUGGGUGCAACAAAUGACCUAAAAUAACCCUAUGGUCCUAAUUACUGUAUUGAUGAGCUGUAUUGAGGGAUCUGAGCACCCCAUACCGGUAUGGUAAGUACCGGUAUGUCAAGAAAUCAGACAACAGAGAUGAGUGAAACAAAUCUACUCAUUAUUAACA